UUUUGAGAACCAUGAAACCUUCAUCUGUCUCUCUGCUCCUUGGUGUGCGUGUGCUGCUGCUGUCUGCACUUUUUGCAGCCUCUCUGGAUGUCAGGCCAAACCUUCAGCAGUUCUUCAAAGGAGACUCUGUUGUCUCUCUGAGUUGUGUUGAUGAUGGUCAGAGUGACAGAUGGACAGUGAAGAGGACCAGAGGAGGACACACUGAGGACUGUGGAGCAGCUGCAGACUUUAGGAGGGUUAAUAGUUCUGUCUGUGUUCUGGAUCUUUCCAUCUCAUCUGGUGGAAAUUUCUGGUGUGAAAACUCAUCUGGACAGAAGAGCGAUGAUAUCUCCAUCAGUGUUUCAGAAAAAGAAGUGAUCCUGGAGAUCCCAGCACUUCCUGUGAGGACAGGAAGUAAUGUCACACUGCACUGCAAAACCAGAAACAGUUCAGCAAGAAAAUCUUAUUUCUUCAGAGAUGGCGUCCGACUUGGAUAUGGACGUGAAGGAAAGUGGAUUCUCCUUAAUGUGCAGCCGUCUGAAGAAGGGCUCUACUGGUGCUCUACUGCUAUUCAUCAGUCUUCUCAAAGCAGACUAAGAGUCAGAGAUCCUCCUCCUCUUCCUCCUCACACCACCAUAACCUGCACUUCUCCUCCUUCAACUUCUGGUAAUACUGAUCCUCCAGCUGCCACCUCCCCUCCUCCUACUCCUCCUUCUCCUCCUUCUCCUCCCUCUGUGUCUGUACUCGGACUCUGCAUCCACCUGUUGGUGUUCUGUCCAUACGUCAUCUCUACCAUCCUGCUGUUUUUGAUCUGCUACAGCAGGAACUGAGGUGACAAACCUGCUGUAUCUAUGGAGACGGCCCAGCCUGCUGAACAGGAAGAUGAUGUGUGGUUUCUUCCAAGAGAACUGAAGCAGGACCACUUUGAAUGUUUUGGUGACUUUUCUGCAUUAAUCUGUGCGUUUUUUUUAAGGUUCAAGAUUACACUAAAAACAAGUAUAUUUAAGAAUUUGUUUGAUUUUCUACAUAUAAAAAUGCUUGGUUAAUAUAAAUGUAACUCAAUUUCAUUUUAUUUAUAUAGCACCAAAUCACAUUUAUAUAGCACUUUAUACUGUAAGUUAAAGCCUUUACAACAAUACAAAUGUAUUGUGUUUGUUAAAUGAUUUAAUCUUGUUGGUUGUAUUUGCAUUAAGGCAAAUUCAUAUCAGAGGUGUUGCUAGGAUCUUGAAACAUUGGGGGCCCAGAAAUCGAUGGAUUUUUCUCAAUAACA
Messenger RNA from Archocentrus centrarchus (flier cichlid), 1249 nucleotides. RefSeq lists its product as uncharacterized. The record is from RefSeq and is a predicted model, not a curated record. Gene Ontology annotation, molecular function: transmembrane signaling receptor activity. NCBI's taxonomy places the organism in Eukaryota, Metazoa, Chordata, Actinopteri, Cichliformes, Cichlidae. Gene Ontology annotation, biological process: immune response; cell surface receptor signaling pathway. Bases 12 to 809 code for a protein of 265 amino acids. The transcript is spliced from 6 exons. Gene Ontology annotation, cellular component: external side of plasma membrane.